AUGAUUGUUAGUGGUCGAUUAGGACAAGCAAUAGUCCCUUCUAUUCACAAAGUUCGACAAGUUAUAUCAAUCUUUGUGUAUUGCAUAGAUAAGGAAAGGAACAAACAAUGGGCUGUCAAUUUUCCAAAAGUAAAAGCUGUUAUUGUUGAACUCGAUGAACUAGUAUCUCGAAUUAAAGAUGAUUACAAAAUUCAAAAGAUUGUAGAAGAACCAUUGUCAAUUAAUACUUUCACUACAGGUUCUGGUGCUGGUAAAUCAACAAGCAAUGUAAAUGGUAAAUUCGUUUUUUCACAAGUUCUUAUUGAUUGUCUUUUACGACUUAAAUCCACUCAAACAGAUAUCAAAGAACUUAUUAAGAUUUGUAAAAGUGCAUAUGAAGGUAAUGAUAAAGAGUUAAGCAAUCUUCGCGAAUUUCGAAAGAAUUAUUCACCGGAAGAAGUAUUAAAGUGGUACACACGAGAAUCAUUCUUUUACAAGACUCUUAAUACAGUUUUACGCACUGAAAAUAUUCAUAUGAUUUUUUUAUUUCGUGCAUUUAUCUCUGAUAUUCAACGUCAAUUGAAAAAUCAUCAAACUAACAAUCCUCUACGAGUAUAUCGAGGACAAAAGAUAUUAGCCGAUGAACUGAAAAGUUUAAAACAAUGCUGUGGCCAGUUUAUUUCAGUAAAUUCAUUUUUUUCCACCAGUACUGAUGAUCGGGCAGCUGUUAAAUUUCUUAGUGGUUCUAGUGCUACAGAGAAUUUAGAGUCAGUAUUGUUUGAAAUCGUUGCUGAUCCUAAGAUGGCAACUACGAAACCAUUUGCUGAUAUUAGCAAAUUCAGUGAAUAUCCUGACGAGUCAGAAAUACUUUUUACGCUUGGUUCUAUUUUUCGUUUGGACAGCGUCAAUCGCAGCAGUGAUGAUCAAAUAUGGAUUAUCCAAAUGACUUUAUGCAGUGAGAAAGAGCAUGAUUUAAAAGAUGUUCUCAUUUAUAUGAAACAACAACUUGGAAAUGAAGAAGCAAGUCUUCGAACAUUAGGAAAAAUAUUAUCGAAGAUGGGAAAAUUUGAUUUAGCCGAACAAUACUUUACACGCUUAUUAAACGAAAUUUCACCGAAUGAUCCUUUAAUUUUUGAAUUGUAUAAAGAUCUUGGUGACCUAGCAUCACUAACCCAUGACUACGAGAAGAGCAUUGAAUGGCAUAAAAAAGCAAUCACACUCAAAAAUUCUAUUGAUCAAAAUGAAUGUUGUGUUAUGCAAAUUGGAGUUGUAAAAAUUCAUAAUCGAUUUUUUUUAAAAAAAGUCUUGUUAUUGGUUAUUAAAGCAACCAUGCCAGAUGUCGGAAAUAGUUGA
This is a messenger RNA of Rotaria sp. Silwood1, 1332 nucleotides long. NCBI's taxonomy places the organism in Eukaryota, Metazoa, Rotifera, Eurotatoria, Philodinida, Philodinidae. The record is from the annotation of a GenBank genome assembly.